AUGUCGUCUGAAGUUCUUACGCAUCCGAGCAUUAUCGACGGCUGGUUCCAUGAGCGCAGCCGUCAGUGGCCAGGCCAGGCCAUGAGCCUGAAGGUGCGCCGCGUGCUGCACGUGGAGCAGAGCCAGUACCAGGAUGUGCUGGUGUUUGAGUCGGAGACCUACGGCAAUGUGCUGGUGCUGGACGGUGCGAUCCAGUGCACGGAGCGUGACGAGUUUUCGUACCAGGAGAUGAUUGCGCACCUCCCGAUCAACUCGCACCCGAACCCCCGCCGCGUGUUGGUCAUUGGCGGUGGCGACGGUGGUGUGCUGCGUGAGAUUGUGAAGCACGAGUGUGUUGAGGAGGCCGUGCUGUGUGACAUUGACGAGGCUGUGCCGCGUGUCUCGCGCACGUACCUGCCGAAGAUGGCCGAGGGUCUUGACCACCCGAAGGCCAAGGUGAUCAUUGGCGACGGCUUUGCGUUCCUCAAGGACCCGAAGAACCAGGGCGCGUUCGAUGUGAUCAUCACCGAUUCGUCGGACCCAGAUGGCCCUGCCGAGGUGCUUUUCCAGAAGUCGUACUUUGAGCUGCUCAAGGGCGCGCUGCGUCCGGGCGGCCACAUCUCGACGCAGGCCGAGAGCAUGUGGGUGCACUUGAAGCUCAUUCGCGAGCUCACGCAGUCCACGCGUGCGCUCUUCCCAGUCGCGGACUAUGCGUACACACUCAUCCCGACGUACCCAUGCGGUCAGAUCGGCUUUGUGAUCUGCUCGCUCGACCCGCAGCGCGACGUGCGUGUGCCGCAGCGCGUCGUCCCGAACUGCCGCUACUACAACAACGACAUCCACCGCGCGUCGUUCGUCAUGCCGGAGUUUGCGCACCGCGUCGUAAUCGGCGGCGAGCCUGCGCCUGGUCCCGUAAUUGCUACGGGCACAGGCGAGGCCCAGUCGACACCGCGCGCUCCGAAGAAGGUGCUUGUCCUGGGCUCGGGCUACGUCGCUGGCCCGGCCAUUGAGUACCUGCUGCGCUACCCUGAGUACGAAGUGACUAUUGGCUCGUCGCGCAACGCUGCCAAGCUCGGCGAGCAGUUCCCGCGCGCGCGUACGAUGCAGGUCGACGUGAAGAACGCACAGUCGCUGGGCGACGCCAUUGCGCAGCACGACCUGGUCAUCUCGCUCAUUCCGUACAUCUACCAUGCGGAUGUGAUCAAGGCGGCGUGCCAGCACAAGGUCGACGUCGUCACGACGUCGUACGUCUCGGACGCCAUUCGCGCGCUCGAGCCGGAGAUCAAGGCGGCAGGCAUCACAGUCAUGAACGAGAUCGGUCUCGACCCAGGUAUUGAUCACCUGUACGCUGUGAAGGCCAUCAAGGAGAUCCACGAGGCAGGCGGCCAGGUCAAGUCGUUCCUGUCGUACUGCGGUGGUCUUCCUGCGCCGGAGGCAGCGACGAACCCGCUGGGCUACAAGUUCUCGUGGUCGUCGCGUGGUGUGCUGCUCGCGCUGCGCAACACGGCCAAGUUCAUCCGUGGCAACCAGGAGCACACCGUGAGCGGCCUGGAGCUGAUGGCGAACGCCAAGCCGUACUACAUCAUGCCGUCGUUCGCAUUUGUCGCGUACCCGAACCGUGACUCGACGCCGUUCCGGGAGUGGUAUGGCAUCCCAGAGGCGGAGGAGUGCAUUCGCGGUACGCUGCGCUACCAGGGCUUCCCGGAGUUUGUCUUGGCGCUCGUGCGUCUGGGCUUCCUGGACGAGACGGCGCAGGCAUGGCUUACGGCCUCGCCGCUUACGUGGGCGCAGCUCACGGCGCGUCUCGUGGGCGCGAGCGCCACCGACGAGGCCACACUCACGGCCGGCGUGUGUGCGCGCUGUGCGUUCAAGGACGAAGACGAGUCGGAGCGUGUGCUGCAGGGCAUGCGCUGGCUCGGUCUCUUCUCGGACGCCCCUGUGGAAGUGGGCGGCCUGCCGGAGCAGCGUGCGCAGGGCCAGGGCAACCUGCUGGACACGUUGUGUGUGAACCUGGAAGGCAAGUGUGCGUACGAGCCGGGUGAGCGCGACAUGGUGAUGCUGCAGCACCGCUUCGGUAUCGUGACCAAGGACGGCGAGAAGAAGACGCUGACGUCGACGCUGCUUGACUAUGGCGCGCCGAACGGCGUCACGUCGAUGGCCAAGCUGGUCGGUGUGCCGUGCGCGAUUGCUACGCGUCUCGUGCUCGAGGGCCACAAGGCGCUGAAGCAGCCGGGUAUCAUUGUCCCGUACACGUUCGACGUGGCGGAGCCGAUCCGCGUGGAGCUCGUGAAGGAGGGCAUUGCGCUGAAGGAGGCCUACGUCUAA
Molecule: messenger RNA, 2304 nt
Organism: Malassezia pachydermatis
Lineage: Eukaryota; Fungi; Basidiomycota; Malasseziomycetes; Malasseziales; Malasseziaceae
Product: saccharopine dehydrogenase
Exons: 1
Coding region: 1-2304 (767 amino acids)
Cellular component (GO): cytoplasm
Molecular function (GO): saccharopine dehydrogenase activity
Source: RefSeq, a predicted model, not a curated record